This is a messenger RNA of Elgaria multicarinata webbii, 2129 nucleotides long. It is a transcript of the gene SDSL, whose product is annotated as serine dehydratase like. NCBI's taxonomy places the organism in Eukaryota, Metazoa, Chordata, Lepidosauria, Squamata, Anguidae. The record is from RefSeq and is a predicted model, not a curated record. Gene Ontology annotation, biological process: L-threonine catabolic process; L-serine catabolic process. The transcript has 8 exons. Gene Ontology annotation, molecular function: pyridoxal phosphate binding; threonine deaminase activity; L-serine ammonia-lyase activity. Bases 73 to 1059 code for a protein of 328 amino acids.
GAGCGACAGAGGCUUUCUGGGAGAGACAAACUCCUCUGAAGCCCGAGAGAGAAGCAAAUCUCUACAACACCAAUGGCGAAGCCAUUUAGUAGCAAUGAUGGGAGACCAUUCCAUGUCGUGACGCCUGUGCUGGAGAGCGUGGCUCUUUCACAAGCUGCUGGCACUAAGGUCUACAUGAAGAUGGAGAAUGUCCAGCCCACGGGAUCCUUCAAGAUCCGGGGUGUUGGCUACUUUUGCCAGCAGGUUGCCAAGAAAGGCUGCCAACACCUGGUUUGCUCAUCAGGUGGCAACGCUGGCCUUGCCGCAGCCUAUGCAGCCAGAAAACUUGGUAUUCCUGCCACCAUAGUUGUCCCCAGAAGUGCCACGCAGUCAACGGUGAAGAAGCUGGAGCAGCUUGGAGCAGAUGUGCAGAUCUUUGGCAAGGUGUGGGAUGAUGCUAACGACAGAGCGAUGGAGUUAGCUGAGACGGAUGGCUGGGUCAGCGUCCACCCUUUUGACCACCCAUUAGUGUGGGAAGGUCAUAACAGCAUCGUCAAGGAACUGAGGGACACCCUGGAUGCCAAGCCGGGCGCCAUUGUGCUCUGUGUGGGAGGAGGUGGCCUCCUGGCCGGAGUGGUGUCCGGCCUACAGGAGGUGGGUUGGAUGGACGUGCCCAUUGUUGCCGUGGAGACUAGAGGGGCGGACAGCCUGAGCGCAGCCAUCCGCGCCGGACGACUCGUCACUUUGCCUGACAUAACCAGUGUGGCGAAAUGCCUCGGGGCCAAGACGGUGGCGCAGAGGGCCUUGGAUUGUGCCAACGAGUGGCCGAUCAUCUCUCAUGUCCUGGAGGACGUGGAAGCUCUGAAAGCCGUGGAGCAAUUCCUGGAUGACGAGCGCAUGUUGGUAGAGCCAGCCUGUGGUGCCUCUCUAGCCUUCCUCUACUCCGGCUAUGUUCAGCGGUUCCAGGAGGAGGGGCGGCUGAGCCGGCCACUGCACUCCAUCGUUGUCAUUGUCUGUGGCGGAAGUAGCAUCCGGAUGUGUGAGCUCCAGGCCCUGAAGAGCCAACUGGGGAUGAAGUGAAGGACAGCAGCGCUUGAAGUGCCAGUGGGUUCCUACUGUCUUCAGUAGGCAUGUGCGGAUUUUGUAACGUCCGCUCUGUCUGUGAAUUGUCAGGUGCCUUUGAUUCCAUCAUCCAGUCAUUAGCAGAAUGGGAUUUUGUCCCCCACCCUAUUUUCUGAAUUUGCCCAAAUUCUCACAUGCCCAAAUUCUCACGUGGCUGAAUUCUCACCUCCCUGAAUUCUCAUGUGCCCGAAUUCUCACAUGCCCGAAUUCUCACGUGCCCGAAUUCUCAUGUGCCCAAAUUCUCAUGUGCCCAAAUUCUCACAUGCCUGAAUUCUCACGUGCCCGAAUCCCUACAUGCCUGAAUUCUCACCUGCCCAAAUUCUCACAUGCCCGAAUUCUCACCUGCCUGAAUUCUCAUGUGCCCGAAUCCCCACAUGCCCGAAUCCCCACAUGCCUGAAUUCUCACGUGCCCAAAUUCUCAUGUGCCCAAAUCCCCACAUGCCUGAAUUCUCACCUGCCCGAAUUCUCACAUGCCCAAAUUCUCACCUGCCCGAAUUCUCACCUGCCUGAAUCCCCACAUGCCUGAAUUAUCACCUGCCCAAAUUCGCACGUGCCCAAAUUCACACAUGCCCGAAUUCUCACCUGCCCAAAUUCUCACCUGCCCAAAUUCUCACCUGCCCAAAUUCUCACGUGCCCGAAUCCCCACAUGCCUAAAUUCUCACGUGCCUAAAUUCUCACGUGCCCAAAUUCUCACAUGCCCAAAUUCUCACAUGCCUGAAUCCCCACCUGCCCAAAUUCUCAUGUGCCCAAAUUCUCACAUGCCUGAAUUCUCACCUGCCCAAAUUCCCACAUGCCCGAAUUCUCACGUGCCCAAAUCCCCACAUGCCUGAAUCCCCACCUGCCCAAAUUCUGACCUGCCCGAAUUCUCACGUGCCCAAAUUCUCACGUGCCUGAAUUCUCAUGUGCCCAAACCCCACGUGCCCGAAUCCCCACGUGCCCAAAUUAACACUUGCACAAAUUUGCAUUUGUCAAAUUUGCAGAUUUGCAGAUCCCCCACCCCGAAAUGUACAUUUCUCCCCAUCUCUAUU